Lycium barbarum (goji berry) is the source of this 912-nucleotide messenger RNA. RefSeq lists its product as uncharacterized. The record is from RefSeq and is a predicted model, not a curated record. NCBI's taxonomy places the organism in Eukaryota, Viridiplantae, Streptophyta, Magnoliopsida, Solanales, Solanaceae. The coding region runs from base 1 to 912 and encodes 303 amino acids. The transcript is spliced from 2 exons.
AUGACCGGGGUUACUUGGGAAUUCCAUAUUAACGAGGGCAUGCACGCGGGCAACCGGAGUGUGGUGCUGGUCAAUGAGGCCUUCAUUCGUUCCCGACAUGAGAUAGACGAUCUUCGGGGCCAACUCGAUGCUCAGGGCCGAGAGACAGAGAAAUACCAACACCUUCUUCGGGAGAAGGAAGAAGAAUUAAACCGGGCGGUCAUGCUGGCCAACCUUCGCCCCGAUCUUGAUGCGGUUAAGGACGAAAACCGUCGAUUGAAAAGUGAUCUGGCCGCCAUGACUGAUUACAAUCGGAGCCUCGAGGCCGAGAAGAUCGUCCUUUUCCGGGAUAAAACCCAAUUUUCUUUGCGGUUAGAUGAACUCGAGACCACGGUUUCCCAACUUCGGGGAGAACUUAACUCGGUGAAGGCUGAUGCUACGGGCUUGACCGAGAGGAGCCGGCAGCUUGAGUCCGAGGCUGCUUUGUUCAACGAGCGCAGCAGGGUACUCGAAGAGAAAGCCGAGGAGCGGGCUCGGAUAUGCGAGGGCCUUAGAACUGAACUUGAGGAGGCGAUUAACGCUAAUGAUACCCUUAAGACCGAGCUGGAUGCGGCCAAUCUUACGAGGGAUGAUCUUGAGAGGAACCGAGCUCAUUUGGAAACCAAACUGGCCAAGGCUGAGGCCGAUUUGGAGGAAGCUUGGAAAAGUGUGGAGGCGGCCGAGGCUCAUACCGCUAUUGUCGCUGAAUAUGAGAAAUGGAAGUCUCGGCGUCUUACUCUCGAGCAAGCUGAGCACGGCCUGGAGGGUCUUCCGGCCCUGAUACUUGAAGCCAAAGGAAUGGAGAAGGAGGCUAACCUUACCCUCGGGUCCGAGUCAGACGACUCCGAGCGGACCGAGUCCGAGCAUUCAUCCUCUUCUAGUCGUACCGGGUAG